AGUUGAAAAACGAGUAGCAGUGUCCUUAUCGUCAGCGGCGCUGAAACCUGCGUUAAUCGACUUUUCUCUAUCCCCCACCCCUGGCUCUCUCAUUUUCUCUCUCUCUCUCUCUUCCGCUCUCCCUCACUCUCUUGUUCUCUCUCUCCCUCACUCUUACUGGCUCUCUCAUUUUCUCUUCGACUUCUUCAACUACGCUACAUUCUAAAAAGAUAAAAGGAUUUGAAAUUGUUGGGGAGAAGGCUUCUCUACACUCUAUCCAUUUGUUCUUCAGCUGCAAAUUGUUUAUCCUACCAUUACAUUCUUCAUCGAGAUCAGCCUAUUUUUAAGUUUGUUGUCUUUUAAGGAAUAAAAAAUAUCUCAUUCCCAAAGAAGACAGAAGACAGAAAUAUUACUUUCAAGAUCAUUAAACUUUCAAAGUAUAUAUAACUUUAUUUAUAUUCAUAUGGCUACAUCUCGAGCCACCGCAACCAUUUCUGGUAGUACAGAAAAACACGACAACAGCAAUAAGAAGUAUACGGUCUAUACAAUUACUGUUAAUUUUGGAAACAAACGAUGGGCAAUCUACAGACGAUAUAAUGAAUUCCAAACAAUCUAUGAAAAGCUAAAGAAAUUGAAAACGGACGUUAGUCUUAAACUACCCGGUAGAAAGUUCAUCGGGAAUCAUGACGAAAAAGUUCUCAAGGCCAGACGAGAAGGUCUAAAUGAACUCUUACAGAAGAUAAUGAGUCAUCCAUUACUUUCGCAACGCCAAGAAGUAAAGGAUUUCCUAAACAUCACUGAGAACGAAUCGGAUGAAAGUAGUUUUGAGGAGAAGAGUAACGGUUCGGUCGAUCUUGGACCUUCUGAAAAGAGAUCGGUCAAGCCCAGUGACUUUGAAUUUUUAAGAGUAAUUGGUAAAGGAAGUUUUGGAAAAGUUAUGAUGGCAAAACAUAAGCAAGAAGAUAGAAUUUAUGCUGUUAAAGUAUUACAAAAGCAACACAUUAUCAAAAGGAAUGAAGUCAAGCAUAUUAUGUCUGAACGAAAUGUUCUCGUUAAGAACGUUAGACAUCCGUUUCUUGUUGGUUUACACUACUCUUUCCAAAGUAUAGAUAAACUUUAUUUUGUACUCGAUUAUGUUAACGGUGGAGAGCUCUUCUAUCAUCUUCAGCGAGAGAGAAGAUUCCCUGAAUCAAGAGCUAAAUUCUACGCGGCCGAAAUAGCCAGCGCGUUGGGCUAUCUGCAUUCAUUGAACAUAAUUUAUCGUGACUUGAAACCUGAAAAUCUACUAUUGGAUUCAGAGGGUCACGUUGUCCUUACGGAUUUCGGAUUAUGCAAAGAAGAUAUUGAAAAAGCUGGUACUACGUCAACAUUUUGCGGAACACCAGAAUAUUUGGCACCGGAGGUUCUUAAGAAAAAACCAUAUGAUAGAAUGGUUGAUUGGUGGUGUCUCGGUGGAGUUCUAUACGAAAUGCUAUUUGGCUUGCCACCCUUUUAUAGUACAAAUGUUGAUGAAAUGUAUCGUAAUAUAUUACAAAAGCCUCUUCGAUUCCCUAAUAGUGCUAGCAAAGAUUCAAUAAAUAUUUUAACAGGGAUGCUUCAAAAGGAUAAGUCAAAGCGUUUAGGUCACGAAAAUGAUUUUUUGGAUAUAAGAAAGCAUGCAUUCUUUGCCCCAAUAAAUUGGGAAAAGUUGGAUCAAAGAGCUAUAACACCGCCCUAUAAUCCCAAUGUUGGAGGAGACUUAGACCUUAGACAUAUUUCAGGGGAGUUUACGUCUGAGCCUAUCACCUCUUCCGUAAAAACAGGUGGAAAUCCGGGAAUGACUGAUGGAGCAGGGGGUCAGACUGAUCAGAACGCUUUUUCAGGUUUUACUUACGACCCUCGUAAUGAAAUUCCUCAAUGA
Molecule: messenger RNA, 1879 nt
Organism: Dimorphilus gyrociliatus
Lineage: Eukaryota; Metazoa; Annelida; Polychaeta; Dinophilidae
Source: the annotation of a GenBank genome assembly